Messenger RNA from Onthophagus taurus, 4243 nucleotides. RefSeq names its product Eps15 homology domain containing protein-binding protein 1. Lineage: Eukaryota; Metazoa; Arthropoda; Insecta; Coleoptera; Scarabaeidae. Gene Ontology annotation, molecular function: protein binding. The record is from RefSeq and is a predicted model, not a curated record.
GCUUGAAACACUUGUGAUUGCAUCUGUCAAGUCGCUUUUCAUCGAAUCCGCAUUACAUCUUGUAAAUCUUUAUUAAUUCCUCGAUAAAAAAUAAAUGACGCAGUUUAUCAUGUGCUGAGUGAUUACAUGUAAAUUAAGGUGUAGUGGAAAAUUAUGGGAUCAGUUUGGAAAAGGUUACAGAGAGUGAAUAAGAAAGCUGCUAAGUUUCAAUUCACCGUCUCAUAUCAUCAGUUAUCCUUGGAGUUUACCCCCAAAUGGGAACCACAUAAAUUAUCUUUAGUAUGGGCUAGAAGGUCUAGAAGGGUUGUUUCUCAACCCAUGAAAUGGGAACCUACUUUAGAAACACCUUACAAAGCUCUCGUCGUUUGGUCUUUACCUGAAAAUAAACAGGUUGAUGUUACAUUAUUUAGAGAUCCUAGAACGAGAGUUUUAGAAGAUAAAGAUUGGAGUUUUAUUAUUGAAGAUGUUUCUCCAACUGGAAAAAGACGACCCCUCGCAGUGUCCCAUCUUAAUAUGGGUACCUAUGCUAGUGGUGACGCAAAACAACACAAACUACAAUUACCGUUUAAACCGAUGACAAAGAAAAUUGUUUCGGCUAAAUUAGAUUGUACGUUAUCGUGCGUGCUAUUAAAAGAAGGAAAAGCGACGGAUGAAGAUAUGCAAUCUAUAGCAUCCCUUAUGUCGGAAGGUUACGGUGAUAAUACAGAUAUUGCUCCUUUAGACGAUGUUGAUGAAGAUUACUCACAAAGUGAUUCAAUGAGUUCAAUGAAAAAUACUUUAAACGAAGUUACUCAGCAUCUUCAAAAGAUGACUGAUAGUUUAUCUGGGUCGGAUAUGGCUAGUACGCCUAUAAGUAUAAGUAGUAUUCAAUCAUUUCCGAAAGAUGAUAAGACUCCAACAGCCGAAGUGAUUUCUCCAAUUGCCGAACAACCAAUAAUUUUACCGUCCUGUAGUGUUCCCCCACCAAAACGAAGCGACUUCCAUGAACCGGAAACCGACAUUUAUUCGGAGAUGUGUUCCGAAAAAUUAGAUAACCUUGACAAGUUACAAGAAGAGACUGAUCAUAGUUUUAUUGCUCCGACGAGGCCAAAGAGUAUGAACUUGAAUUUAAAACCAUUAGAUUUGAAAAAUAACGAAAUUAAAACUCAAAAAUUAACUACACCCGGACAAGAUUUAUUGGAAUGGUGUAAAGAUAUGACUAAGGAUUAUGCUGGAGUUAAAGUUACGAAUUUAACAACUAGUUGGAGAAAUGGAAUGGCUUUCUGCGCUUUGAUACAUCAUUUUAAACCAGAUCUUAUUGAUUUUGGCUCCCUUUCACCGCACGAUGUGAAAGGAAAUUGUCGAAAAGCUUUUGAUGCUGCAGCUAAAUUGGGAAUACCCAGAGUAAUUGAGCCGACUGAUAUGGAUAUGUUAGCAGUUCCAGAUAAAUUGGCCGUCAUGACAUAUUUAUAUCAAUUGAGAGCUCAUUUCACAGGUCAUCAAUUGGAGAUAAAACAAAUUGGAAAAACUGCUGAUGAAAGCAAUUACGUUAUAGGCAAAUUUAGUACUGAUAUGGAUUCCGCCACUAUGCAUUUAUUUGGAAAAGAAAUAUUAAAUUUAAGAAAAACAAAAAAUCAAAAUAAAAGUGGUGAACAAGAAAAAGAAAUAAACAACAAAGAAAAUAACAUUAACCACGAACCAAAUACGCCAAAAUUAAGAUUACCACUUGUUACUAAUAAUAAUGAACCACUAGAAUUUCCUAAAGAAAAGGAGAAAUCUCCGACAAUGGUUAAAGAUGUUAAAGAUAUUAUAUUAAAUAGUUCAAAGAAUAUUAUUGGGAAAGUUUUAUCCCCGAAAAUUACUCAAAACGAAAAAAAGCCAGAACCGAAACCUGAAAAACCGUUUUUGAUGACGCGUGGUGAAUGGUACGAUCCGUUCGAUUCGGUCGCUGAAGAUAUUAUUAGCGAAGAAGAUAUUAUUAGUACCUCAGUUACUCCCAUAGAUAAUAACAAAUCGUUAAAUACUAAAGUCCCAGAAAUGAAUGGUGCAGAUAGUACAGAUGAUAAUAAUAAAAAAGUCCAACAAGUGGAGAGUAAGAAAAACGACAUCAACAAAAACGAUUUACCCAAACCGAAUCAGCAAAUUAUAAAUAGGCAUAAUGAGCAACGGGAAAGGGCCCAACAGCUUUUGGAGCAAGUCGGGAAACGGGACAGUUCUACUACUACGUCACCUACAAGGCAACAAACUGAAGAAGAAAGACAAGCUCAAUUACUUGAAAGAGCUCGUAAAUUAAUAGCGGAAGCUCGAAAGAGUUCUACCCCAACAACAGAAAUAAUAUCAAUAAAUAUGGAUACAGAAGACAAAUUGAAAAAAUUAACUGAAGAUUUAUCCCUAUUAGAAAAAGAGGUGUGCGAUAUGAGACAAAACGGAACAACACCUCCAAAAUCACCUAGUCCACAAAAUUCUGACGAUAUCUCCGAUAGUUCUAGUCUAAACAGAGAAAAAGUUACCCCAGAUAAGUUACCAGAUGAUUUGGGUUUCGCUCAAAUGGGUAUUGAUGUUCAUAAUUACAUUGAACAAGAAUUAGAAGAUUUAGAACGUGAACAAAGUGCCAUUGAUGAUCAAGCGGCGAAGUUGGAGAAAGAACUUCGAGCUGUGAUGGAGUCACCAGAUAGCAACGUCGAAGAGGAUUUGAUGGCUCAAUGGUUUACACUUGUUAAUAAAAAGAACGCUUUACUUAGGCGGCAAAUGCAAUUAAAUAUCUUAGAACAAGAAGGUGAUUUAGAAAGGCGAUAUAAAAUGUUAAACAAAGAACUCCAAUUGAGUUUAGCCAUUGAAGAUUGGCGAAAAACGGAUGAACAACGUGCUAGGGAAACGCAUCUUCUUGAAGAAUUGGUACAAAUUGUGAAUAAAAGGGAUGAAUUGGUACAGCAUUUAGACAAUCAGGAGAAGGCGAUUGAAGAGGAUGAUAGAAUAGAAAAAGAUCUAUCCCACAUUGACCUUCAGCCAAAAGAAAAGUGUGUCAUACAGUAAAGUUCAACAAAUUAUACAUAUAAUUUCAUCUCCUUUAACAAAAAAAAAGACGUAGCUUUAAUUUAUUAUACUCGUAGCUUAAGUGGCUCUUUUAUUUUUUUAAUAAUUUAUUUUAACUGGUUUGUUCUUCGCCAUUUUUAGUCAUCAAUUAAUGUUAAUGAAAUUAGUAAAACUAAGCAAAAACAAGGGUUAACUUCCAUAAUUUACUGUGACUAAUCUCAGCAGUUUAGUACCUGUAAAGAGAAAUUGUAUAUUGUAGUUGUUUAAGGGUUACACUUUUUGGGGUUUUGGUGUAGAAAGCUUCUUCAUACUCCACUAAUCUGAAAUGAAGAGGAAAUAUCUAGUUGAUCGUCAACUGUGGGGCAUUUAAUUAUUUUCAUUUUGACGCUUUUAUUACAAAUUAAUUAUUUAUUUUGUUUCUUUGUUUUUUUUUUUUGGGUUACUGGAGUAUAUUUCUUUUAAGAUUUUCUCGAAUACGCGAAUAGUUUUGUACUUAUUGUUUUUAGAAAAAAAGCGUUCCCGUUGCUGUUAUUUAUCCUGAUUUCCUUCUCCAAUAACUCCCCAUGUUGUAAUUUUCAUUUUCGGGUAUGUAUCUUUUCAGUUUUAAAAAUAUUUUUGAUACUAAAAAUAUAUCUAUGUAGUAGAUAUUUUGGUGCAAUAUGUUGGAAAUAUAUUUAAAAUAAUAGUCAGUAUGCUUCGAAACAAAAAUAAACAUAAAAGUGAAAAAAAGCAAGAGAACAGAAAAAAGUUGUUGCCUGAAAUAAUUUUUUAUAGGUAACUUUAUUUUUUAUUGCUUAACUGUGAUUUAUUGCUAUAGUAGUGGCAAACUAAAACGAAUAUAGAUUUUUGCGUUCUCCAACAAAUAUUUGGUUGUAUGUAUAUGAAACGCUGGUUGAUUAUAGUAAUAAUAACUCCUCUAAGUAGUAGAACAGAUAUUUUUUUACUGUAACAUAUUAGCACUUUGAUUAAGUUGUACUUGUAUAUUUGUUUGUUUUAAUUUAUAAAGGAUCGUAUGUGAUGGGUGUGUAGAAGCAGAAUUUUUUCGUGGAGCAUAUUGUAGGUUGAAAGUUGCAAAAAGUUGCAUAAUAUUUAUUGGUUGUAAACUAUUUCAGUGUAUAAUUUUUAAUUAUUGUACUAGGAUGUAGCAAAAAACUAUUUAUGUAUUGUAAAUAAUCCGUGUAAUUGAUUAAUGAUGCUAAUAAUAAUAAUUAAAAAAAUGAAUCACGUCCAA